AAUUGAAAAAUUUAAAUUUUUUUUUCCUUGUUCUGGAAAAAGUUAUUCCUUGAGAGGAAAGUGUUUCGAUACUUUUUUUAUUGUGUCCAAUUAAACGACAUUUACGCUUUUGUUGUGAAAUUUCAAUAUUAUCAAAUCUGCUUACUUAUCAUAGUUAGUUUUGAGCUGUAAGUCAAUUUUCUGCAAGUUAGAAUCUUGGAAUUAGUUUCUCAGUCGUUGGUAGGCACAUCAAGCAAUCGUUACACAAAAAACCUAUCAACACACAACUAUAAUCAUUAUGGCAUUCUGUGGUCAUGUUAGCCCCUCGGGACACAUUGUCCUACGCGACGAAGUCUAUACUGGACGUACACGUAUAAAUCUUGGACGAUCCUCAUCGGGUGAAUUCGAAUCUCCUGUCUCAGAAUCAUCGGAACAGGCAUCAAACGCCAUUGACAAUAAAGCCGUGAUAGAAGGCGGUGGCAGUUCGCGUACAUAUAUUCUAACUGACAAUCAAAGUGUUACACAAAAUGCCAGUGGCGACGACUCUUCUUCGUAUACACCACCGCCAGUAAAUGGGAAUCAUUCAAUGUCCGCCGAAUCCCUGUGCAGUUGGUCCGAAAUGUAUGGUGGACUGAAGCAGUCGGGCAGCCAAAGCAUGGUACCAUCUCUGGCCCUUGGCUCAAAGGCCAGCUCCAUGAGCUAUCGGGCUCAGAUCCAAUCCAUGAAGGUCGGACGUGAACCAGAUGCGGCAUUUGACAAUUGGUAUUCCGCAAAGGAGCAGCAACGACAGAAGAAGCAACUGCUCAUCAAGGCUGUACGUGAUCAGGAGCAGAAUAAGAUAGAGGAACGUAAACGCUUGGCCCAAUCUUGUUACGACGAAUGGCUUAGGAAUAAGGCCCGUCAGGCAUCAGAUCAACGUUCGGAUCGUCAUCUUCAGAUCGCUCGAUUCAAAGCGGCUUGUGCCAUUAAGUCCGAUAAUGGAAAAUCCAAUCGUGAUAUAUCACCCGAUAAGAUUCGGGAAGUGGUCCAAGGAUGGUGGCUAAAGAAACAAGAGCAAAGACAACGUCAACGUGAGGCUAUAAAACGAGCCGAAUUGCUAAAGGCCUUAGAUGAGCAGAGUCGUCGAAAAGAAGCAGAAAUGGCCUGGGAAAAGUGGAUGAGCAAAGUGUCCAGCAAACCCAAGCCAGUGCCCAUGAAUCAAGGCAUGGACUCGCUACGUGGCACUAUCUCUCAACUGUAUAUCAAUCCCCAGCAUUGGCAGGGUACAAUUAUUCGUCAGGGUCCGCAUAAAUAUUAGGAGAAAUAAGCUACGCGAUCGUUAAUCGAAUACAUUAAGAAUUGUUAUGUAUGAAAUUGUUUGGCCAUUCUAAAAAAAUUGUAUCGAAAAUAUAUGUUUGAAGAUAAAA
Drosophila willistoni is the source of this 1385-nucleotide messenger RNA. RefSeq lists its product as uncharacterized. NCBI's taxonomy places the organism in Eukaryota, Metazoa, Arthropoda, Insecta, Diptera, Drosophilidae. The coding region runs from base 278 to 1276 and encodes 332 amino acids. The transcript is spliced from 3 exons. The record is from RefSeq and is a predicted model, not a curated record.